Molecule: messenger RNA, 3242 nt
Organism: Paramisgurnus dabryanus
Lineage: Eukaryota; Metazoa; Chordata; Actinopteri; Cypriniformes; Cobitidae
Source: RefSeq, a predicted model, not a curated record
CUCUCUCUCCGCAGUCCUGUGAUUUCUCCUGACGCUCUGAACUUACACUGAAUGAUCAAAGUGAUCAGAUGUACCUACGACCACUUAAUUUCUCAGGAAAUCUGUGCUGAAAUCUACCUCCUGGAUUCAGUGAUGCUGCACAGGGGAUUGUGGGAAACGGUGGUUGCCAUGGUGCUAUGGGGAGUCUGGCUGCCCUCCUGUCUUGGCCAGACCACCUCACCCUCUCAGGAUGGAAAAAUAAAGAUCCGUCUGGCCGGAUACCCACGCAAGCACAAUGAAGGGAGAGUGGAAGUGUUUUACAAUGGAGAGUGGGGCACUAUCUGCGAUGAUGACUUCACCUUGACCAACGCUCAUGUUCUGUGUCGCCAUCUAGGGUUUGUGGAGGCAACAAGCUGGUCGCACGGUGCCAAGUAUGGAGCGGGCACCGGUAAAAUCUGGUUGGAUAAUGUCAUAUGUGAAGGCUCAGAAAACAGCAUUGAGAAAUGUUUGUCCCGCGGCUGGGGAAACAGUGAUUGUACUCACCAGGAGGAUGCUGGCGUGGUCUGUAAGGACGAGAGACUUCCCGGCUUCACAGACUCUAAUGUCAUUGAGAUGCAAGUGGACAAAAACCGAAUGGAAAAGCUUCGCCUGCGUCCCCUCUCAGGUGCUCAUCCCAUAACAGAGGGAUUUAUAGAGGUGAAGUUUAAGGAAGGAUGGGGUCACAUAUGCAACAAUAACUGGACCAUUAAAAACUCUCGGGUGGUGUGUGGCAUGCUGGGAUUCCCUUCACAGAAGUCUAUGACAAAGAUUCUACACAGUCCCAAGACUUUGUACAGAAUCCAAUCUGUGUCCUGCACAGGGAACGAGGCUCAUCUUUCAGCAUGCAUUAUGGAGUUCAGUAAGACAAACUCUAGCGCCCCCUGUCCCAAAGGAGGACCCGCAGCAGUCAGCUGUGUACCCGGUCCGCUUUUCACACAUGAGAAAGCACACAGGGUCAAACACAAUCCAGUGACUACUGUACGUCUGAAGGGUGGAGCAAAGACAGGGGAAGGUCGUGUGGAGGUCCUGAAGGAAAAUGAAUGGGGCACGGUUUGUGAUGACCACUGGAACCUGCAGUCGGCCAGCGUAGUGUGCAGAGAACUUGGAUUUGGCACCGCUAAAGAGGCCCUGACCGGAGCACGAAUGGGCCAAGGCAUGGGUCACAUUUACAUGAAUGAGGUUAAGUGUCAUGGGGAUGAGAAAAGCUUGUGGGAUUGUCCUCAUAACAACAUCACGACUGAAGACUGCAAACACAUGGAGGAUGCAUCUGUCGUCUGCAACAUUCCCUACAUGGGCUAUGAGAAAAAGAUCCGUCUGACAGGGGGUCGAACGAGGCUGGAGGGGAGGGUGGAGCUGCUGCUCCCUGCAGCCAGCGGAGUGAGGGAUUGGGGUCUUAUCUGUGGGGAUGGAUGGACGAAUCGUGAGGCUAUGGUAGCCUGCAGACAGCUGGGGCUGGGACACGCCAGCAGCGGCUUGAAAGAAACGUGGUACUGGGACAGCAGUAAUGUUACAGAGAUGGUGCUGAGCGGGGUAAAAUGCAAAGGAGAUGAAAUGACUUUGACCGACUGUCAGCAUCAUUCUGUAGUUAGCUGCAAAAGAGCAGGGGCACAGUUUUCUGCUGGCAUCAUUUGCUCAGACACGGCAUCAGACCUGGUCCUUCAUGCCUCAUUGGUGGAGCAGACGGUUUACAUCGAGGACCGACCCCUGCACCUGCUGUACUGCGCUGCGGAGGAGAACUGUCUCUCCAAAUCAGCUGCCAAAGCCAACUGGCCGUACGGCCAACGUCGCCUGCUUCGUUUCUCCGCCCAGAUCCACAACAUCGGCCGAGCUGACUUCCGGCCACGUCUUGGUCGCCACUCAUGGGUCUGGCAUGAAUGCCACAGGCACUAUCACAGUAUGGAUAUCUUCACCUAUUAUGACCUGCUGUCUCUAAAUGGGACCAAAGUGGCAGAGGGACAUAAAGCCAGCUUUUGUCUAGAAGACACAGCAUGCCAUACAGGCGUUUCAAAACGAUAUGAAUGUGCCAACUUUGGUGAGCAGGGCAUUACGGAGGGAUGUUGGGAUUUGUACAGACACGACAUCGACUGCCAGUGGAUUGACAUUACAGAUGUCAAACCUGGAAACUACAUAUUACAGGUCAUAAUAAAUCCUAACUUUGAGGUAGCUGAGAGCGACUUUACCAACAACGCCAUGCGGUGCAACUGCAAAUAUGAUGGAAACCGCGUCUGGUUGCACAGAUGUCAUCUCGGCGAUUCUUUUAGCGAGGAGGCCGAGAAAGAGUUUGAGCAUUAUCCCGGCCAGCUCAACAACAAGAUCUCAUAACAUUUUGUUAACGGCAAACCCAGGGAUUCCAGGAACUGCAAGAACCACAAGGAUCUGGAAUGAGACAUUUUAAUCACUUCAUGUAACAGUUGAUCUCAUUCAGAUCUGAAGCUACUGUGGUCCAAUAAGAUGAUAUUAUACAGUUUAGUUAUUAUAUUAAGUCAUAGUUGUGUUUCUGAUUCUAAUUCUGUUUUCAGAGCUGUGAUUGUGGCCUGUGCCUCUGACCAUGUGAAUUUAAGUGGUUGGUUGGCCAAGCACUUCCUCUUUUAUAAAUUGUGAAAAGUCAGCCCUUCACACAUUUGAUUUAGUGAAUUUAAAAAUAGCACGAGUUAAUGCUUUGCACACAAAUCGCAGAAUGUGCAAUUGUUGCACAGACCUAACCCCCCCCCCCCCAAAUAUUUCUGUAAAAUUUUGGAAAUAGUAAAACAUACAAAGCUACACUUAAAAUAAAACUCAAUGCCACAUGAUCUUUUCCUGAUCUAGAUUCAAAUCAAAUCAAGUAAAAUUACAGAAAUGCUAAUUCUAGUUUCAACAUGUUACCAUGUAAGCAUUCUCCUCAAAUCUGAAUAAAAGACUGAAAUCACUACACUGAGUGUUUACAUCAAAGGUGCUCAAGUCCUGUACCCAAAUAUAUACCCUUCUGCACAGUGAAUCUAUAUAAUCUUUUUAAUUUACAUGUGCUUUUGUAUUUACUGUGAAGCUGCUGCGAUACAAUACGGCAUUGUGCUAUAGAAACAAUUUUAAAUUAAACUAAGUUCAAGAGGUAGUUCACCCCAAAAUGAAAAUUGUGGCAUUUACUUACACUGCAAGGAUGUGUUCAAUUUUAACAUUGUUUUGUUUUAUGCUAAUUAACAUGUGUCAUUUUAUAUUUAAUAAAAGGAACAACAGAGGUUCCAAUAACA